GAAUAGAUGCAGUAAAGUAAGCUGGAAACUUCCCGCUUAUCCAGGUGUCUCUGCCCUCAGCAGAGCAAACUCAAAGCAAGGACGCAACGAGAAUUCGAUCUUGGAAUAUAUCACCUCUUGUGUCAAUUAUUCUCCGAUACCUGUUCCAAUAUUGCUAUUUCGACUUCUAGUUUUCGCCUUGUCUCUAAUUGCGUCCCCAUCAACUCGCCUCGGAUCAAGCUACUAUUCAUCUGCAGCCCAGGAACCAUGCGGCCUUUCUACUUCAAUCUCCUUCCUGCGCUCUCCCUAUUCUCCCUAUCCGCGGCCACCACCUCCUCUCAGCCACUGUCAGCCGAGAUCCUAUGCUGGCCUGUAGCGUCACCCGAGCCGUCCGUCCUUGCUCACGUCUCGUACGAUUCGGCCACCUUGCAACCAGAACUCACCUUCCCUUCAACGAAUAUUGUCGCCGCGUGCGGUGAUCACGAACCGCAGGAUGAGUCCAAUGACUUGAUUCGUCUGGGCCUGUACACCUCUACGUCUACAAACACCAAACAAUGGGUAGGGACACUCGUCUCAAGGUCCUCCCUCAUAGGGGGCGAGACCGACAGGCCAACGCUCCGGCUUCAUGUCGGCCCGUCCAACAAAAUCUACUACGUUGACUUGCUGUCGUCUACCUCAUCGAUUUCUUCUUCUACGCCUGUAAGCCCAAAGUUGGAGCUGUUGUCUAAUCAAGCCGGUCCACGCCCACAUCUCAAUCAGCCUAUCGUGCUUGGUCCGGAUGGCAAAAAUACAGAGGAGGUCGUCGAGAAAACUAUAUUCCAAAAAUACUGGUGGGUUUUCCUCAUUAUCACAUUCCUGGCUAUGUCUGGCGGCGGGGAAAAUCAGUAGAUUCUUUACAAAACCAUUGCGUAGAUCAACUGUUCUCCCUAAGGCAUGGUAUGCUAGUGCUACUUGGCUAGAUUUGUUGCUGGGAGCAGAUUCCCAAGACUUGUCUUAAUUUUUAGCAAAUCAAUGUGGUCGUCGUCCCAGACGCUAUGCAUUUCCUCCAGAACACCAUAAAACUCAAUUCAUUUGCCACAUUCGGAUUCCAGAUUCGCCUGUCGCUCUGCAGCUCCGGCAUGAAAGGAAGGGGAAAGAAGACUAAACAAAAGAAAAAAAGAAAAAAGCAUGCUAAAACGUACGAACGUGUCCGGCAUCAGCUAGCCGCAAAUAGAUGUUGUGGUGGUAUCAUGCAUUUGCCUUUGAUUAUGGGGACUAGCACUGCUAUUACUCGCCUCCCAGAGAGGAGGAUCAAAAGAGAUAGGCAAUCUGAAAGACGAUCCAGAUGUGCCUCCUGACAUUGUACGUCUAUAUCAUGAUGAAGCGCAAUGGGAAUUGUGCUACAAUUAAUUGGGCGAAACAAAGUGUGGAAUAUGUUUUAUGA
Molecule: messenger RNA, 1402 nt
Organism: Aspergillus welwitschiae
Lineage: Eukaryota; Fungi; Ascomycota; Eurotiomycetes; Eurotiales; Aspergillaceae
Exons: 2
Coding region: 247-867 (206 amino acids)
Source: RefSeq, a predicted model, not a curated record